GAGGCCGAGGGGCGUGACGGAGCGAUUGUUGUGGCCUGAGCCCUGCGUGCCCUGCGCGCUGAGGACUCUUUGCGUCUGCGUAGUGCGCCCAGCUCCCUUUCUGCCUCCGCUGCGGCCAUGGCGCCUGUGAAAAAGCUUGUGGCGAAGGGGGGCAAAAAAAAGAAGCAGGUUCUGAAGUUUACUCUUGACUGCACCCAUCCUGUAGAAGAUGGAAUCAUGGAUGCUGCCAAUUUUGAGCAGUUUCUUCAGGAGAGAAUCAAAGUGAACGGAAAAGCCGGCAAUCUUGGAGGAGGGGUUGUAACCAUUGAAAGGAGCAAGAGCAAGAUUACCGUCACUUCUGAGGUGCCUUUUUCCAAAAGAUGUGGAAUGGAUAAAACUGACGGCCUCAUAAGCAAAUGGGAGAGAAGAAACGAGAUUGUAGGCUUUCCGAGUUGGGUUGCUGAGCACAGAAGCCAGUCACUGCCGCAUAUACACAGUAUUUGAAAUAUCUCACCAAAAAAUAUUUGAAGAAGAAUAAUCUACGUGAUUGGUUGCGUGUAGUUGCUAACAGCAAAGAGAGUUACGAGUUACGUUACUUCCAGAUUAAUCAAGAUGAAGAGGAGGAGGAAGAUGAGGAUUAAAACUGAUUUAUCUGGAAUAUUUUGUAUGAGUUCUUGAAUAAAACUUGGGAACCAAA
Messenger RNA from Manis pentadactyla (Chinese pangolin), 676 nucleotides. RefSeq names its product ribosomal protein L22 (gene RPL22). Gene Ontology annotation, cellular component: ribosome. Gene Ontology annotation, biological process: cytoplasmic translation. Lineage: Eukaryota; Metazoa; Chordata; Mammalia; Pholidota; Manidae. The transcript has 5 exons. Bases 118 to 483 code for a protein of 121 amino acids. Gene Ontology annotation, molecular function: RNA binding; structural constituent of ribosome. The record is from RefSeq and is a predicted model, not a curated record.